AUGGAGAACUCCAGAGAGCAGCCUGAACAACCACAACAGCCAAGAACCGGCGGCCAGCGCCUGAUACUAUUCCCACUCCCACUCCAAGGCCACAUCAGCCCUAUGCUACAGCUGGCAAACAUUCUCCAUUCGCGAGGCUUCUCUAUAACCAUCAUCCACGCCCGUCUCAACUCCCCAAACCCAUCCAACCACCCUCAUUUCACGUUCCGAUCAAUCCACACUGGCAUCUCCGAAAUCGACAAUGGAUAUCCAAAAACUGAUACUCUCUCCUUACUUGAAAUGCUCAAUGUCCGAUGUGUCGAGCCCUUCAGGCUGGCCUUGACUGACCUGUUGACCGAAAGCUGGGCUGAACCGGUUGCCUGUGUGGUCUCAGAUGCCAUCUUGCAUUUCACAUCCCCGGUUUGUGCAAGUUUGAAGGUUCCGAGGUUUGUUCUGAGGACCGGUGGAGUGUGUUCUUUCUUGGCUUUCGCUGCUUUUCCAUCCCUACUCGAACGAGGCUAUCUCCAUGUUCAAGAAGAGAAGAAGCUGGAAGAUCCGGUCGAGGAGCUUCCUCCACUUAGAAUCAAGGAUCUCCCAGUAAUCAACACAUCUCAUCCAGAGAAACUGUAUGAGCUAGUGCAAGCCAUGGUAGAACAAACCAAGGCCUCGUCGGGACUAAUCUUUAACUCCUUUCAAGAACUCGAGGACUCGGCAAUUGAAAAACUUAGCGGGGACUUCGAAAUCCCAAUCUUCCCGAUAGGCCCGUUUCACAAGCACUUGAUGACAGCCUCUUCAAGUAGCAGUUUAUUCGAAGAAGACCACAGUUCAAUCUCGUGGCUCGACAAACAACCUCGUGACUCGGUUAUCUACGUGAGCUUCGGCAGUAUUGCAGCAAUAGAAGAAAAAGAUUUUGUUGAGGUAGCCUGGGGACUGGCCGACAGCAAGCAUCCGUUCCUAUGGGUCGUCCGGCCGGGACUAGUUAAGGGCUCCGAUUGGCUGGAGCCUUUACCUAAAAAUUAUUUUGAAAUGGUAAACGGACAAGGGUAUAUUGUGAAGUGGGCCCCACAGAUGAAAGUGCUGUCGCAUCCUUCGGUUGGAGCUUUCUGGACGCACUGCGGAUGGAACUCGACGUUGGAGAGUGUAUGUGAAGGGGUGCCAAUGAUUUGCAGCCCCUGCUUUACGGAUCAGCUGGUGAAUGCACGGUACGUGGGGCACGUUUGGCAAGUCGGUUUGUGUUUGGAAGGCGGGUUUAGAAGGGAAGAGAUUGAGAUGGCUAUUGAAAAGAUUAUGGGGAAUGGAGAAAGGGGAGAAUUUAGAGGGAAGGCUUUAGAUUUGAAAGUGAAGUCUAAUCAUUGUGUUGAGCCGGGUGGAUCUUCAUACAGGUCCUUGCAGAGCUUGGUCGAGUACUUGUCGCUGUUGUAG
Molecule: messenger RNA, 1401 nt
Organism: Striga hermonthica
Lineage: Eukaryota; Viridiplantae; Streptophyta; Magnoliopsida; Lamiales; Orobanchaceae
Source: the annotation of a GenBank genome assembly